CUUCAACUCUUUCAACCAUGUCUCCUUGUCCAUUCUUUCCAAUAACCUCAAAACCUUUCCAAACCACAAAACAUAGCCGUCACUUCAAAGUUUCAUGCAAAGCCAUACGUGGUGAUCAAAACCCUACUCCUAUGUCCGAAAAUGGAGAAACUCUCCCGGGAAAGUUUGAUCGGAGGAGUGUGCUUCUUGGUUUAGGAGGGCUCUACAGUGCAGCCAGUCUCAGCUCCGACAUGUUAGCCGUUGCUGAUCCGGUUUCACCCGACUUUUCCAACUGCCAUUCGCCAAUAUUGCCUCCCGAUCCAUUGAAACCGACCUAUUGUUGCCCUCCAAAAUUCCCUCCGGGCGAAAAAAUUAUCGAUUUCAAGCUUCCUCAACCACCUACCAGCCUGCGAGUUAGACAACCAGCUCACAUGGUGGACGAUGACUACAUAGCCACGUAUUCCAAAGCCAUUGAACUCAUGAAGGGCCUUCCUGACGACGAUCCUCGUAAAUUCAUUCAACAAGCAAAUGUCCAUUGUGCUUACUGUAAUGGGGCUUAUGAUCAAAAUGGGCAUCGAGGUCAGAAAUUGGAAAUUCAUCACUCAUGGCUAUUUUUCCCCUGGCAUAGAUGGUACUUAUAUUUCUUUGAGAAGAUCUUGGGACACUUGAUCGACGACCCACUUUUUGCUUUGCCAUUUUGGAAUUGGGACUCUCCCGAUGGCAUGACAAUACCCUCCAUGUAUGUCAACCCUCAAUCAUCACUCUACGACAAGCUUCGUGAUGUCAAACACCAGCCACCAAGGGUGAUUGAUCUGAAUUACAACGGUUGUGAUUGCGAUAUACCUGUAAAAACACAAGUGGACCUGAAUCUCUCGACCAUGUACCGACAAAUGGUUUCCGGUACUAAUAGUCCUCUUCUCUUCCUAGGUAGCCCCUACCGUGCUGGAGACGGUCCGAACCCCGGAAUGGGGACUCUAGAGUCCAAGCCUCACAAUAACGUCCAUGAUUGGACCGGUGAUCGAAUGCAGCACAAUGGAGAGGACAUGGGAAGCUUGUACUCGGCCGCUCGUGACCCAAUAUUCAUGGCUCAUCACUCUAAUAUUGAUCGGAUGUGGACAAUAUGGGAAGACCUAGGAGGAAGACGUCAGAACUUUACUGACCCAGAUUGGUUAAAUGCAUCUUUUAUAUUCUACGAUGAGAACAAGCAAGCUGUACGUGUUAAUGUCCAAGACUGUUUGGAUUACCGACAACUCGGAUAUGGUUACAUGCCUGUGGAUAUUCCCUGGUUGAAGGCUCGCCCAACCCCACGUAGAAGAAAUGCAGGAGUGGGGUUGGCCAAUAGGGUUACAGGAACAACAAACGUUUUUCCGGUAACCCUAGAUAGGGUAGUGAAAGUUUUGGUUCGAAGACCAAGGAAGCUGAGGAACACGAGAGAAAAAGAAGAAGAAGAAGAGGUAUUGGUGAUACAAGGAAUAGAGUUUGAUGCAGAUAAAUUUGUGAAGUUUGAUGUGUAUAUCAACGAAGAAGAUGAGACAGAGAGUACACCCAAAAACACAGAGUUUGCUGGGAGCUUCACGCAUGUGCGACAUCCAAGUGGCCAUAGUACGAAGAUGGUGACUCAGCUAAGGCUAGGGCUGAAUGAGCUGUUGGAGGAAUUGGGAGCAGAAAAUGAUGACACUCUGUUGGUCACUUUAGUUCCAAGAGGUGAGAGCAUUACCACCAUUGGUGGUAUAGGGAUUGAGUUUAAUUCUUGAAUGAAUCUCUCUCUUAGCUAUUGUAUCCACCUUGGGACUUUGCAUGCACUUGUUUUUUCAAGAUGGUAUUACUACGUGAAAAUAAGCUGUAAUAAAGCAACUGGGCUGAGAAUGUUUUCUAGUCCUAAUGAAUAUCGGGUUGUACUACUACUAUCAAUCUCAACAUCUUUCUAUUCCUAUAUGGGUGUGUUUGUUUGGUGAAUUAGGAUUCUAUGGGAUUGGUUAAUACACUUCCAAUAUGGAAG
This is a messenger RNA of Ilex paraguariensis (yerba mate), 1978 nucleotides long. Lineage: Eukaryota; Viridiplantae; Streptophyta; Magnoliopsida; Aquifoliales; Aquifoliaceae. The record is from the annotation of a GenBank genome assembly.